UUUAUUCUCCCUGUAACAGGUCCAAGGAUAUUAACUUGAAAGUAAGAUGUCUUUAAAUUCAUCUGUGAUUUCAGAAGAAGACCAAAAGAGCCACCAGGGAAUAAAAAUAAAUUUUGAAGGCCUGAAUAGUUUAGAUUCACAGACUACGUCGAUGUUGCAGGAAACACCACUUGAAAACCUGCAUCUAGCGCCUCAGACUGUUCUUGAAAGAGCCCCAAAACAAGGGAGAUCAAAAUGUCCCAGAUGUAAUAGUUCAAGGAUGUUCUAUUGUUACACAUGCUACGUUCCAGUUGAAACUGUUCCCACCGGAGAAAUUCCUGUUGUGAAGCUUCCAUUGAAAAUUGACAUCAUUAAGCAUCCCAACGAAACGGAUGGCAAAAGCACAGCUGUACAUGCCAAGCUCCUGGCGCCCGAAGAAGUUACCAUCUACACAUACCCUUGUAUUCCAGACUACGAAGGAAUGAGAGACGAAAUUGCACUUAUCUUUCCUGGGCCUAAUUCAGUUUCAAUUAAUGACAUUCCCCUCUGUUUGCAAAACAAAUCUAAGAAGAAGGUUGACUGUGAUGAGGACUCAUCAGCAGAACCAGUCCUCAAAUGUGCGAAAAUAGAGUCAGACAGUGAAAGCGACUUGGGCAAACACCAGUUUCGCAGCAUGAGCGAAAAUGCUCCGUUGAAGAAAAUUGUGUUUAUUGAUAGCACCUGGAAUCAAACGAACAAAAUAAUCACAGAUGAGCGGCUCCAAGGAUUGCUGCAAAUUGAACUGAAGUCGCGGAAAACCUGCUUUUGGCGUCAUCAGAAAGGAAAGCCAGAGACGUACCUGUCUACCAUCGAAGCAAUUUAUUAUUUCCUAGUCGACUAUCAUAAGGAAUUCUUGAAAGAAAAAUAUGAAGGACAGUAUGACAACCUCCUUUUCUUCUUCUCGUUUAUGUACAAAUUGAUAAAAAAUGCCAAGUCAGCAGGAAAAGACUAAGGCAAUAUGUUUUUCGUGUGAAUAACAAAAAACCACCCCCCUAAAAUAUUCCUUAUGACCCUUUGUACUUUAUUCUUUUAAACUUAUUAGUAACAAUUGAAUUAAAUAAAUUGCACAGUUGGCUAGAG
This is a messenger RNA of Lacerta agilis (Sand lizard), 1098 nucleotides long. It is a transcript of the gene DTWD1, whose product is annotated as DTW domain containing 1. The record is from RefSeq and is a predicted model, not a curated record. Gene Ontology annotation, molecular function: tRNA-uridine aminocarboxypropyltransferase activity. The coding region runs from base 47 to 970 and encodes 307 amino acids. Gene Ontology annotation, biological process: tRNA modification. Lineage: Eukaryota; Metazoa; Chordata; Lepidosauria; Squamata; Lacertidae. The transcript is spliced from 4 exons. Gene Ontology annotation, cellular component: nucleus.